UCUUUCUAAACAAAUCCCUCGACCAAACCCAGCGUGUUCCCUCGCUAGGGAAAAACAAGUUGCCUACAGCAAAGAACUGGGAACAGAAAGAAGCAAGAGAAACUUAGCUGCUGGCAGAGCAAACAGCAUGAAUCCAAUGACUUCAGCAGGCCCCAUCGCCAACUCUGCAUUUGUGGUGACACCCCAAAAUGCAUAUACUGUGUUCCCGGGGGGCAUGUCUCAUCCAAACUACCAGCCCCAAGUCCAGGUAAUUUAUGGGAACCCACCUGGUUCGGGACCAUCUAUGAGUCAGCAACCUGCCGAGAAAGCCCUGAAAGAAGGCAAAGUCUUAGGGGCCAUCCAGAUCCUGAUCGGCGUGAUUCACUUUGGCCUUGGCUCCAUCAUGGGGACCGUCUUGUGGAGGUAUACCGCUGUCUCACUCUACGGAGGCUUUCCCUUCUGGGGAGGCAUGUGGUUCAUCAUUUCAGGAUCCCUCUCAGUGUCAGCAGAAAAGAAUCCAAGAUCUUCUUGCCUGCUGAAUGGCAGCGUGGCCUUGAACAUCAUCAGUGCAAUCUGCUCUGUGGUUGGAAUCUUACUGUUUAUCGUUGAUUUAAGUAUCAACAACCCCUACAGCUACAUCAGCUAUCAUCCUGACAACUUCUACUGGGUCAUGAUUCCCGGAAUGGCAGUUUCUGGUGUGCUGCUCAUCUUCUGCCUCCUGGAGUUCUGCAUUGCAAGUGCCGCUGCACACUUUGGCUGCCAGCUGGUCUGCUACCAACCCAGCAACGUGGGCAUGGUCUACCCAAAUAUCUAUGUGACAAACCCAGUGGUCCCCCCAGAACCAGCAAACUCUCCACCGAAUUUUUCCGAGGUCCAGGACACCAAAUAAGCAAAGCCAAAGGUUCUAGAAGCAUUUUUCACUGGAACUGAAAGAAGACCUCCCCUGUCUGGGCUUCUGCAACUAAAUUCUUCCUUCCCUGAGAAUCUAAAGGAAAUAAUAAUAAAGGAAAUGUCUCUCCAACGGCAUGCAACCUGGACUUCAUUCAGUUCAGCUUAGUAAAUCAUGCUGUUCCUCUAUCAAAAAGAAAACAAGAAUUUAAAAUGGAUUUUAAUAAAAAAGGUCCUCCCUAGGGCAUCCGUGCAGGGGGACUUUUGUGCCAUAUGUGUCUAGA
Molecule: messenger RNA, 1151 nt
Organism: Hippopotamus amphibius kiboko
Lineage: Eukaryota; Metazoa; Chordata; Mammalia; Artiodactyla; Hippopotamidae
Gene: MS4A8
Product: membrane spanning 4-domains A8
Exons: 7
Coding region: 128-868 (246 amino acids)
Biological process (GO): cell surface receptor signaling pathway
Cellular component (GO): plasma membrane
Source: RefSeq, a predicted model, not a curated record